Molecule: messenger RNA, 2244 nt
Organism: Paramecium pentaurelia
Lineage: Eukaryota; Ciliophora; Oligohymenophorea; Peniculida; Parameciidae
Source: the annotation of a GenBank genome assembly
AUGUUGCUUUUUGAAUAUGGGCAUUUGAAAGAAAAGUUAAAUAUAUCAGGAUAUUUUUAAUUUGAAAAUUUGAUCAAAGAAUUUAUUAGAUUUCAAUCGAAUAAAUAAACCAUUUUAAACUAAUGCCUCAUUACAAAUUAAGAUAAUAAAAAUUAUAUAGUUUCCAAGAUUGUCCUUACUGAUAAUUACACAUCUUUAAAUGAACAAUAUGAUGAAUUGCUUCCUAAAAUUUAAUUGUUUGUAGAUCAAGAUAGAGGAAAAGAAUUGAAUUUUGUAUUAAAAUCUGCUUUUGAUAUUUAAUCAGAGCUAAAUAAAUAUUUAGAAAAAUUUUAACAAUUAAAUAAUUAAGAACUAAUGACUCAUAUUCAGAAAAGAUUUUUUAUGAAAUAAUAUUUAAAAUAAUAAAUGGAUUAGUAAGAAAAAUAUUAAAGCUACUUUAAAGAUAUUAAUGAACGACUAAAAAAAUUGAAACCCUAUUAAUAAAAUUAAAUCAUAGAUGUAUUAAUCGAAGCUGAUGCUGAAACAUUAGAAUAAGUUUAUAAUUGUAUUAAGAUUGAAAAAGCUUUGCAAUUUCAAUUUUUAUAAGAAUAAUAAAAUAUUAUUAGUGAUUUAGAAUUAAAUAAUUAUUUUCUGACUUCAUUGUAUAUUAUUGACUAAAUAAUAUCAGAUUAAACUGUUUUUGAAGAGUGCCUAAAAUAGGAAAAUAAAAAUUAAUACAUUUUAGAAACUUUCAAUGAUACUUUAAAGGAUUUAGAAGGUUAUUAAAUUUCCUUUUAAGAUAACUCUAAUUAAUAAGAUAACAGAUUUAUAAAGUUUAAAGAGGCAUUAUUAAAUUAAUUAAAGAAAAGAUUUUGGAUUUUUUCAGAAGAAAUUACUUAAUUUAAUGAAGAUGUUUAACUAAAAAAUGAGAUCAAUUAAUUAUUUAAUCGUUAUUACAAAUCUAUUUGCCUUAAGCUUCCAUUUAACAAUUUAUUAGAAAAAUUGAUUCAGAUUAUUUUAGACAAUGAUAGUAUGGAAGGUAUAGUUGAAAGAAUUUUAGAAUUGAAAAUAUAAAACAUCAACAAAUAUGUUUUAGAUCUUAUAGAUAAGUAUAAUUUGGUUGACAUUGACAAAAAAUUAAGUUAUUUAUAUUAAAAGAAAAAGCAUAAGUAUUUGAAACAAUUAAAAAAUCGUCCAUUAUUUUUUUAAUAAGUUGAUAUUAUAAUUGAUUAUUGUAAUAAAACCAGCACAAUGAUUGAAAUGGAAAAUUCCUAAGCAUUAAUAGAUUUCACAAAUUCAAAUUAAUAAUAAAUUUUAGAAUUUCAUCUAAGGCAGACAUUAUCUAAUUAUGAAAAUCUGUAUUCAGAUGAAUAAUUUCUACCUGAACUAUUUAAGUAAACAAAUAAAUUUUGCCCUGAUUUAAGUAUUGUAAAAUCCACAUAAUAUGUUAUUUUUCAAUAAAAGAUUUAAUAUAUGAGACUAAAAUAAGAAAAAGGAAUUGGAAAGUAACACAAGAAAUUAAAAAUGAAAUUAAAAUUUUUAGAUUAUGAAAAGCUUGAUAUUGAAAAAGUCAUCUAAUAACAUUAGAAUUCUGAAUAAUCGCCUGCUGUUAUAUAUGAAAAUAGAAUAUGGAAUUAAUUUCAUAAUUAAAUAAUUUCAGAGUGUACAAAAUUUUUAGAUUAAGAAAUUAAAAAAAAAAGAAACUAAGCUUUUGAUGAAAAAAAGAAAAAAUAUAAAUCUAAUUAUGAAUAGUAUUCUUUGAUUCCUUUUGAUUGGAUUGAAACAAUUUUUCGUAAUAGUUAUGAAGAAAUGAAAGAAGAAGAAACAAUGAAAAAUAUUGAUAAUAUUUUUAAGAAUUGUGAAAAGGAAGAUGAAAAUCAUUUUAAAGAAUUGUAAGAAUAUGUAGAAUUGGAAAAUGAUAUUAUAAAUACUAGAAAUAAAUAAAUCAAGGAAUAUUUUAACUCUCUUGGUAAGAAAGAUUAUGAAACAAUUAAAGAGUUAGAAGCAGAUUUAAAAAAUUAGAUUAAAUUUAAUAGAGAAUAACUAUUUAAGUAAUAAUAUUUAAUCAAAAACUCAAUUUAAGAAAUAUAUUAAGAAUAUAUUAAGUAAUGCUAAGAGAUAUUAAAAUAUCCUCCAACUCAUUUAUAAAAAUACAAAGUUGAUAAAUAGACAUAAUUAAAUGAUUUAAGGGAUAUCAAUAAUCAAAUUUUGUCAUUUUAUGGAAAAUAAUUAAUAAAUCAUUUAGAAUAGCAAAAAGAAUCAUGA